Porites lobata is the source of this 17315-nucleotide messenger RNA. Lineage: Eukaryota; Metazoa; Cnidaria; Anthozoa; Scleractinia; Poritidae. The record is from the annotation of a GenBank genome assembly.
AGUGGGAUGUAAGGCUAUUGUUGUAACACGAUGAACAGUUCUGUAUCGAGCGGUGUGAAAAUAACUCCCCUGCAGCAAAUGAUAUCAUCGUGCUCCGGGGCACUGAUUACAAGUUUUUUUGGUAAGUUAUUUCGUCAUUUUGCUUAGACUUCAUGUUUUUGAAAAUUUUCUUCAGACCUGCUUUAUUGCCUCUACGACUACGUCGUGUGAUGGAUUUAUUAGGAUUUUAUUUGAGGUUUAAAAACUGAUCUAAGCGUGGUCUGUAUGAAUGACGUAACAAAUUGCGUAGAUUACAGAGGUCGGUUAUGGCCCUGUCCGUGAACUGUCUGCACUAAAACGGACUACACCUAAAAACUACCAUUUGGAAUGCAUACUACUGAAAGAAAUGCUAUUUAUGUGUUUACAUAAGCAUGUACGUACCUUGCAUCUAUAAACUUAUAGAACAGUCUGUACAUGUAUGCAUCCAAAAUAGUAUUUUAGGGAUAGUCCAUUUAGGUAAUCCAUGGACUGGGGGACAGUAUUUUGUAGGGCUCUUAUGAUACAGCAUUCCUAAGUAAAAUGUCACGGUUUACAUUGCAUAUACCUGAUUGAAAAACAUUGUCACUUAAAAAGUAUGAACAAAGGACGAUGAGAUGAGUUUUCAAGGAUUUAUGGGUAUACAUUUAUUAGCAGAGCAAGUUCAAAAUUCUUUCAACAACAAUAUUACUACUAUUAAAUUUAAUCUGCAAUGGGUUCUUUGAAAAAAUUGGGGUUGAUUUGGAAUAUUGCAGUUAAAGCAGUCUAUUACAAUAAUUUGUUAAAAAUGGUUAACCAACUGCCUCACUUAAGUGGAAGGUGGGUGCCUGGGCUACCCAGUGGCUUCUACUGUGGCCAGCCAGCCCCUAGAUAGAAUACUGCCCCCAUGGCUGGCAAAUCCCCGCAACCCAGCCAUGAGCCCCCAUUCCAGUUACCCGUUACACUGAUAAAACAGUGGAAGGAAGAAAAAUAAAGGGUGGGAGAGGGGGAGACGUUAAAUGAACUGCUCUACGAACCACUGCACAAAAGCUCAACGCGGAACUCACAGAUCCUAGCAGUGUAUUAAUCUACCACAUACCAUGUGAGCCUGCACUUAUGGGAUUGACCACUGGAUGCCCGCUAAGCUCAUAGGCUGCUUGACCACCAAGCUUGUGGAUCUCUUGACCCCUAAACGUGUGGACCACUUAAAUGCUAAGCUUGUGAACUACUUGACGGCUAAGCUUGUGAACCGCUUGACCACUAAACUUGUGAUGGUUAACUUAGUCAAAUUACAUUUGACCAAUUUUAACCAACUGCCUCACUUAAGUGGAAGGUGGAUGCCUGGAUACCCAUGGGCUUCCACUGUGGCCAGCCAGUCCCUAGAUAGAAUACUGCCCCCAUGGCUGGCAAAUCCCCGCAACCCAGCCAUGAGCCCCCAUUCCAAGCCAAGGGGACUCUCCGAGCGAGAUCAGAGAGGGAAAUAGGGGCUCAGGGCUGGGGGAAGCCCUGGUCCUGAACUACCAAAGUCCUGAGGCACCCUACAAAAACAACUAGGAAAGGAGGAUACGUAAGAAAUACUUGUCAAGUGAGUAGGCUUGCUACUUCCACAAUAGUACUAAUGGGAGUGCGAAAUUAAGAUCUGAUAUGCAUCGCUAGACCAUCUGCCAAGUGUCUUGAUGAGGUGAUCUGGUGAGCCAUGAGAGGCUGCUAAAGUAGCUGUGGCAAUGCAGAAGCUAUAACUGGUGUAGCAACCAGGACCCCAGCACCAGAGAGGAUAGAUUGAAUACUGGAUGUCAGCCAUUGGCGAUGUAGAGAGGUGCCAUCAGAGAGAAGGAAGAGUAGGCCAGGAGUUGAGCCACGGACAUGUCGAUACUGGGUAAGGAUACAUACAGGGCAGAGAUCACGUUUUCCAGCACCAAUUUAGAUAUAGCAACGUUGGCGAAAGGGGUCCAUCUGAGAGCACUCAAUAUGGAUCCUGAAGCUGCCUGGAUUGACUAGGGAAUCUGCUUGGAUGUUGCUCACGACAAGGUGGAUGUUGGGAUUUAUUUUAGAUUUUAGAUUUUUAACCUUAGAUUUUUAACUUUUAGAUUUUAGAUUUUUAACUUUCAUUUCUUGUGCAAUGUAUAUAUAUUUUUAAGCUUUGUAACUAAUUUAUCUCGGUAUUUUAUUGAAGUUUUUAGCUUUUAGGUUCUACAUUAACAUAAUGAUUGUAAAGCGCCAUAAAAGAGUAGCUGAAUAGUGCUUAUAAAUUAUUAUUAUUAUUAUUAUUAUUAUUAUUAUUAUCAUUGUUAUUAAGUGGGAGGUGAUGCUGAACUCACCAGCACAUAAGAAACCAGAAAAUCCGAGACAGCAGGCAGCCCAAUGGUUGUAGUCAGAAAAGUCCAAGGACUGGAAGAUAAUGUGCAGCAGCUUGAUUGUGAUGGGUUGGUGCUGAUGCCUAUUUGAGCCUUGGUGACGUUUGAUACCCCGCAAUACACGCUGUAACCAAAGGCAACCAACAAGGCAGACCCUCCUCAAUGUGAAGGGACCAGAUUGCUGAAAGGUAAACCUUUAUGGAUGAAUGGUGGAGAGUAUUGGCAAGAUGACAGCAGAAAUGGAUGAGCAUGUAUUUACUAGCUGGAAGAGCUGAUCCUGAAGGAGAGAGGCUAUUGUCCUGAGCACAGAAAUCCAAGAGGCGGUGUUGGGCAAAAGCAUAAACUUUCCUAGUAGACUGGGCAAGACCCUGAGUCAGGUAGAAGUGACAUUAAUCUGACAGCGAAGUUCUUACUCCAAGAGGAGCUGCUGUGGAAUCUGGGUCAGAAUGGAGUCUGCAUGAGGGACUAGCCGGCGAAAAUGCUGAAACUGAAAGCGAGACAGGGAGUCAGCGAUUGGGUUAGACUUCCCUCUAACUGGGAAGGCAGUGAAAGAGAAAAAGUGACGAGCUGCCAAUGAGGACAGAUAGCAAACAAAGGACAUGAUGGUAGGAGUUCUUGAAGUGCCAGACCGUGGAAUUUCCACCACUGAGCGGUUAUCUGAUAGGAAGUUGACCUGGUUGGAGGACCAUUGGGGCCCCAUAGGUAAGCUGCCACAACGAUAGGGAAAAGCUCCUUGUACUCAGUGGACUGAGAGACCUGUGCUGGGAGCCAUGCACCUGAAAACUAGUGACCCUGGAAAACUGCUCCUUAACCAAGAGCCCAUCAGGGAAUGAAGCCCACUGGGGUACUGAAGGAAGCUGCAAAGAUUCCAGGACUGGAAAAAUUCUUGCCAUCAGGCUAGGUCAAGGAAGAACUCCUGAUUGAGAUGAAUAUUGGGUGGUCAUUGCGACGAAAAGUGCCUAGCAGGUUGAUCAUUUGGUGCAAGAAAGAGCGACCUUGGAGUACGACCCUGCAAUCAUGCAGAAGGUGACCUAUUAGAGACUCCAGUUCCUUGUGUUUACAACAACACUUCUGUGACCAUUCCUCCAACUAGGCAGUUAUCCUAUCAAAUUUGUCCUGAGGAAAGCGCCUGCCAAUUUAGAGAGUCCAGUUCAUGGCCCAGGAUGGUUAGACACAUCGACAGCCCUUCUUCUUUGUCUGCAUGGAGGGGGAUGCCAAGCUUAGAAAAAUAUUCAAUAGACCUGUCCAGAUUGUGUUGACAGACAGAGGAGCUGGAAGGGCCAAGAGUGUGAAAGUCAUCAAGGUAAUGCAUUAGGAAGGUGACUUCGUAGUUUCGCUUGGCCACCCACUCCACUAAGUCUGCUAUACAUGUGAAGAUGUAUGGAGCUGACCUGAUGCCGAAAGGCAGGACCAUAUCGACAUAAAAGGCACCACACCAUUUCAUACCCAGCAACUGGCGAUCUUCUGUAUGGACUGGCACAAUACAGUAUGCAUUUUGCACAUCCAAUUUCACCAGAAGGGAACCCCGCCCCAGCUGCAUUAUGCCCAUAAUAAUGUCAUCUACCUUCAUGUACUGUACAGAAUAAUCCUCGCCGACAAUCCCAUCGCUGACACUGUGGACAGCAGGGCUUGACAGCUCUAGGAUGAGAUGCCAUUUCCCAGGUAGGUGGCAUUUGGGAUGACGCCGAAACGGCUCACAUGGAGGACAGGGAGGGCAGGCUAAGAGAAGGAGCCUGCCACCCUGCCUGUCUGAACUUCCAAUUGCAAGUAAUUGUCAAUGACCUGAGGGUUUAGGAGUGCCGAAGCCUUGUUCCCCGUUGCUGACUUCAAGGAAGUACUGUAGUUGAAGCCUAGGUGAAAACCAUUGCGAAGGCCUUAGACCACGUGUGCAACUUUGUCUGGGUUAGGAUGAUCGCGGAGUUCUAACUGGAAUCUAUCCAUGUUAAUGGGAGUAAGCUGAGAAACCAGUCUUAAAGGACAAGCGGCCAGAGAACACAACAAGUAACCAGAACUUGAUAGAUCCUGCUGCUAAGAGGGUGAAACAAAAGGGGAACGCAACUCUAACCCUGAAAGGUUACCAUGAGAACCAGUGAGAACAGAAUCAAAACUAUGUGCAACUGAAUUUGCUAGGAGAGGUGGCCCAGUCAUGGCGGUGACCCCUUUUUGACUGAGAAGGGGAGCAGGACCAGUGUCUCCAUGCAAAGCGGUGAGGGAGCGGAUGCGAGGGUGGUCCCGGUGGCAUGUUUUGCAAGAGUGACGAAACCGGCAGUGGCCAAAGGGCCAGCAACAGCACCCAUCAUUCCAGGAGUGCCAGUACUGGCUAGACUUGGGAUUGCCCGAAGAUGCCAGAGGCUCUGUUAGUGACAAGGCAGAGGAAGUUGAGGAGCCCGAAGCAGCUGAAGUGGUCGCCAGAGAUAUGGUGUGAAAAUUGUAGAGGUCUGGCUGCAUGUGACAACCUGAGGCUGCAGCUUCUUUUCUGAAGGUGAUGUUGUAGUUGAGCCACAAUUUAUCAGAAAAGUGCCAUGCUGUCUGAAUAGUGAGUAACUUGUACUGGUUUAAAUCUUUUCAAGAAGAAUCAUACAAAAGAUUGUGUCUUCUGUCCAGGUGAUGAUGCCUGCUAUUUUGAUGACCCAUUUCUUGGACCCUGAUACCACCAGUUUUCCCUCCAAAAAUGCUUGGUGUUCAAUUUCUUGAGCUCAAGUAUUGUCUGGUAGUAGGUCAGCCAGGUCUACAAAAAGCCCUGCUGUAAUUUUACCAGCAAGUUUAUACGGGACUGGAGCAUAGCCAGGACCCACCUUAAAUGCUUUGUUGAGGUUUGGAAAUGUGGAGGACUCAGAUCCGGCCAUGCCACCACAAGAGCCACCCAACCACUACAGGCAAGUUGGCGGAGGACGUGGCAGCGAGAGUAGACACAACUAAGGACCUCUAAAGGAGCUGUAGGUUGAAAUAAACAAGGGCACAACAAGCAUACCUGAAGACUGGAGGGAGUACUGGAGCUCAAGGAUGCCUGAGACUGCAUUGAAUUUGAAGCCGAGGAGAGAGGACCAGAUGUCGCAGCCAUGUUUAGAACUAGCUACUACCAGAAUGCGAAGACGCAGUAACUGGAGAGGACAUUGUAGGCAAGCUGUUGUUUGUGGUUUGCAUCCUGAAAGAAUGUGGUGACUUGCACGCCUUGAAAAAUUGAAAGAAAAAGGAUACAAGAAAAAAUACACUGUAGGACUGCUGCUCCAAAAAACACUAAAAUAGACAAAAAGUCACUAGAUAAACCACUCCACAGACCACUGCACAUAGCUCAACAAAGAACUUACAGAUCCUAGCAGUGUACCAGGGUACCACGUUUCAUGCAAGCGUGCACUUAUGGGAUUGACCGCUGGAUGCCCGCUAAGCUCAUGGACUGCUUGACUGCUAAACAUGUCGACUGCUUAACUGCUAAACUUGUGAACCGCGUGACGGCUAAGUUCAUGAACCACUUGGCCACUAAACUUGUGGACCGCUUGACCGCUAAGCUCGUGGACCUUUUGAUGGCUAAACAUGUGGACUGCUUGACCACUAAGCACAUGAAAAACUUGACCGCUAAACUCCUGGACCGCUUGACCACUAAAAAUGUGGACUGCGUAACCGCUAAACUUGUGAACCGCUUUACAGCUGAGCUCAUGAACCACUUGAUUGCUAAACUUGUGGACCACUUGACUGGUAAGCUUGUGGACCGUUUGACCGCUAAACAUGUGGACUGCUUGACCAUUAAGCUUGUGAACCACUUGACAGCUAAGCUCAUGAACCACUUGACCGCUAAACUCGUGGACUGCUUGGCCACUAAGCUCGUGGUGGUUAACUUAGUUAAAUUACACUUAGCCAAAUUAUAAUGGUAACCCACUGAUAGCUCAUAGACUGAAUUAUUCACUAGUUAAUCUCUCUUUAAUUUACAGUUACACCCUUAGAUGUGGUAAAAACAAGACUACAGGCUCAGCUCAAACCUAUUCCUAAAUGUAAGGUUUCAUAACAUUUCACUGAUCUUAUCUUGACUGUUGUUGUUUUUUCCUUAGAAUAUGAUUUUAUUAUUUCUAUUAUAAUAAAGUCACCGUCUUAUUCCUAGCAGGCCAACAGUGUCUGUGAACGUUCUGGCAAAGAUACAGCAGAAAGAGAAAGCCAGACUGACUGAAGAAAUAAUAUUUCCUUGCCAAUUUUAUUGAAUGUGUAAAUGCAAUUUAGGUUGCUAGCCCUUUAAAAUGGACACCUUUAGCUACUCUUUACUAUCAAAGUUAAAUACAGUGCACAGUCUCUCUGAAGACUGGCAUUUAAUUUGUUACCACUGAUAACUGUCUAACAAAGAGUGGACUGUGUUUGUCUUAUUUCUUCACAAGCUCCUUGUUAUUUGUUCUGCAAUGGCCUUAUGGAUCAUCUUUGUUUAUGUGCCAACCUUGGUUCUCCAUUCAGACCAUUUCCCCAUGUUCCACAUCCACCAUUCAAUUCAACAGUGGUAAGGUCAUAACAAGAAAAGUGAGUAUGAUGUGAAGAAUUAUGCUGAUUGAGGUGGAUAGCAGCCUCCAAAUCUACACAAUUCUUCAUGUCAUACAAAAAGCAAAUUCUAUAAUAAUAUUUUUUUUAUUAUUCAAUCAAAAUGAAUUCUAAAUUCUUAACAAACGUACCUCCUUGUAGACUUUCCUUAAACAACUGCCUUUCUUUUCAGCACAGUUUGUGGAUAUAAACUUAUGUUUUUCCAUGCAGAUACUCUUUCAGAAGUGAUUACUGUAUUUUGUGCAGUCCGUUUUAGUCUGCAAUUCAUCUAGUAUUUCGUCUUCGGAUAGCUGUGAACACCAUUUUUCUUUUGUUCACUCAGGCAUAAUAACAUCAUAUCGAUGGGUUUUGUUUGUAAAGCAGGUGUAUGCCUAGUUUUAUACAUUGUUCUUUUAAAGUUCCAUAACUUUUAGUUUGUCACAAUUAAUACCUCUAUUUUAAUACCACCUUAUACUUUGAUUGGAUCUGAAAGAAUAAUUAUUAUCAGACCUUGUUGAAAAGCUCAAGUAUUGGACAAAGUCGAGUUGGAAAAAUGUAAAUGCCAAAAAAGGCAAUGUUGCAAGCACUUGCCAAAAGCUUGAGGUAACAGAUCAUUUGUCUUGAGCAAAAUCUGCUGGUACAAAUUCAAGUUGCCUGAAGAUGGUCAACAAGAACAUCAGGGCCCAGUUUGUUCGAAGGCGGAUUAGCGUUUAACCCAGGGUUAAAUUUAACCCAGGUUUCUUUUUCUUUUGUUCAAAAGCAUUUUCUCAGAUAAUUUUCUCUGUUAUUUUUAAGAGCAUCCGAUCAUCAACUUGUUGACAAAAAGAAUUAAACUGAAUUAUUUUACUUUUUAAGCUUUAAGAUCUGAAUUCAAUUUUUGAACUAUCCCUGGGUUUUCUUAACCCAGCUUUGAACAACCCGGCCCAGUAAUGUGCAUGUAGCAUGAGAGUUUGGUCAUAGCACUUGUCUCUGACUUUGAUUAUAGAAGGAUUCUUUUAUGUUAAACAAGAACUUAGAAAAAAAAUCUGUACUACCACAACUCAAGCAGUAUAACUGAGUAAUUGUAACUAUAUCCAUCCCUGUUUAGGAUGCUUUGAUCAAAAUUCCACGAUAUGAAGGCUUAUCAGCUUUAUGGAAAGGACUACCACCAACUCUGUAAGCAAAAAUCCAUGAAGAUGUACGUUUAUUAUGUCAUGAAGUUUUAUUUGAGACAUGCAUGUUAUACGUAGCUCUAGAUACAAAUAUAUUAAAAGGGGUACAUUCAAUCAGCUCAUCAGAAAUUUUACAACUUUUGAAAAAUAAUUAUGCAAAAAAUUCUUUUGGUAGCCAAUAUUUAAUUCAUGCUUGUGUUCUUUCUUUGAGUUUCACAAACCACUUAUAUUAUAUGUAAUAUAUUUUUCAGUGUGAUGGCUGUUCCAAAUACUAUGAUUUAUUUCACACUUUAUGAUCAACUUAAAGUGAAGUAUGGCUUUGUAGAAGGACAGCAAAAUGUUUGGUCGCCAAUGUUUGCUGGAGUAACUGCUCGAAGUAAGAAUAAUUCUAUACUUUAGAUCUAGUUAUGCUAGACCUUUCCCAAGCUCUGUGAGAGCUGUAGGAAAAGGUCAGUCAUUCUGGGAUUUGAUUGCUUUCUUGUUUGCUGUUACAUGCGGGUAAAUUCCCAACAAAAGGAAAAAAAUCCCAUGUACGGCUGUAAACCUUUUAACCAUUUUUCAUAGAAUAUAUACCUCUUAUUAGACAAGUUUGAGGUCUGUACAAUGUAAAUUAAGAAGCAAUUUUUUUUUCAUUGAUUUACGGCCCAAGCGCGCGCAAGUUGGCCAAUCACAGGGUGAAAACAGACUUAGUCUUAUAAUAAUAAUUAGCAAUUACUGAAUGGCGUUGGGUAUGAUAUGAAGAAUUAUGCAGAUCGGGGAGGAUGUUAUCAGUGGUUAACAAUCUUCUUUCGAGAUCUGUACAAUUCUUCACAUCAUUAAGAGAGCCAACAUUUAAUAAUUGUUUUAUUGUUCAUUCAAAAUAUUUCUAAAUUCUUAGCAAGCUUUAAGGGAAGGUACAUUCUUAAUUGUGGGGGAGGGGGGAGGGUAUUUUAAUCUUUUUGCUGAUAAUUUCCUGGCCCUCCCCUUUUCCUUACCUGGUAAACAUGUGACCCCUCCUUAGACAAAACAGAAACCUGUGACCCUCGCCCAUUCCUAUCCUUCCAUUGCAUAUGCAUUGGCUCACCACCAUCGGUGGCAAGAAGGUUGAAUUAUAACAUUGAUCUCAGAAAACUUAGCGUAAACAAAAUCACCAGCCAUCGAAAACACAAAGUGGCUCUAAAUGAAAAACCUACCAACUCUCCUCAAUGACUCUUCAUUCGCAGUUCAAUUUAGCAUUUCAGUUUUGAAGACAAGGGCAAUUUUGCUGUUUAAGAUAAAGAUUAAGCUUAUCAAAAUGUUUGAACUACACGAAAGAAUGCUAGGGAUGCGAUCCGCUGAAUAUCAAGCGACAAUCCCACUAAAAUUUUUCAUAAUUACCGGUAUACAUAAUUAUGCAAAUGUUCAGACAAUCAACCAAUCAAAAUCACCACCAGGUUUUCGGGUAGCUAGUGAUGUCACUGGACGGCAUUAACGGGCCGUCGAUUCAGACUUUGUUGAGAGGAGAAAACAACUUGAAGCAAUCGGACGAAUUUCAGACUAAUUUCAGCCCAAAGAGAACAGUAGUCAGCCAAGUCAGUUGUGUGCCAUGGCAGAACAAGAAGGAAAAAGAAAGACUGAAAGAGUGAAUGAAUCUGAUGAAUGAACUGUAACAAAAAUGAGGUUAAAUAAAAUAUUUAACACAGUUAACAAGGAGCGUGGUCAGUCGUUUAGCUCAUUGCAGUCAGCUGUGCUGCAUCACCUCCAUGUGCUCAGUACAGCGUUUUCCUGAAGGCUACUCGCUUUAUUCUUCCACUGAUAAAUCACUGUGACAGUUGCCUGGUUGCAUUGGCCUGGGGGCUCAUGGCUGGAGGGUGAGGUUUUGCCAGGUAUGGGGGCGUAACUCUGUCUAAGUGCAGGCUGUGCCAAAAGUGGAAGCCCCUGAAGCCCACCUCUACUAAGGGACAUAGAUGUUAAUAGCAAACAGGAGUCUUUAGUAAUAAAGUUCUUGUUCAAUAGGAAGGACUGUUACGAAGCUUUAUAAUACGAAAAAAUGACGUCAGUGUGGUAACUGAACACAUUUCCACAAACCACUGUGAAAAAAAGAGGCUUUAUCCUCCCUUAAUACCUUUUAAAAUAAUGGUUCACCCUCCCCAAUGGUCCCAUUUCUUUUGGAUGACCCUCCCCUCUGAAGCACCUGAGCCCUCCCCCCCCCCAAUUAAAAACAUACCUUCCCUUACCUUCUCUUAGACUUUCUUCAAAACUUUAGCCUAUUUCUCCACAUGAUUUCAGGGUAUAAAAGGAUGCUUUUUCUUGCAGAUACUCCUAACAAAAACAUCGAGCAAUAUGUUUUGUGUAUUUUUGCUUUCUUCCAUUCAGUUAUACUCAGAAAUUGAGCUAUAAUUUAUCUUCAGAUAGCCAUGAUCACCAUUUUUUAGUUCACUCAUGAAUAAAUAGUGUAGUGGUGGUGCCUGGAAACAAGGUUUAUCAAUGGUCUAUGUAGCCCAUAGUUUCUUUCUUUGGGUCCCAACUUUGUCUCGAGUUGACAUUUUGAGUGUUUUAUUUGUAGCUAUUUCCAUUACCUGCAUCUCACCUAUCGAAAUGAUCAGGACUAAAAUGCAAGCCAUGAAAGGGUUCAGCUAUAAAGGUACAAAGUGAUCUACAUAUAUGCUUUUUAUUGUUUCUAUUUAAUGUAUGUUAAGGUUGUGUUUGUGCAUUGAAUCUCUGUUGAGUAGUGAUAGCAAGCUUCCAACAGGGAAAUACUUUUAGAACUUCUUAACUGAAAAGAUACUGGAACAAACUGACAGAAAAAAAAUAAAGCAGGGGUCUACAAGAAUGCAUUUCUUUGAUGUCUACUGCAUGGCUACACCGUGAAACCUCCUCAUACAAUGUUUGAUGGACAACAAUGUUUGAUGAACGUACAAUAAUAAAUUUUCCUUUCUCUUUUUUAAUCUGGAUAAAGUCAUUAAGAACUUACCUCAAUUUGACAAAUUGAACUGGUCCAAAAUGACGUGAUAAAGUUUGAAAGGACACAAAUUCAUUUUUUUAGCAAUGUCUUCACUGCUGUCAUCAUCACUGUUGCUUAAGCUCCCUACUGUGAAAAUAACAAACAUGAUUUCAGACUAUCUACUGGAGUGUGUCUGUGCAAGCUUAAGUACAAAUAAGAAAAAGGGUGCAGUUGGUAGGUCGUACAGGGCUAAAAAGAAAAGUCCAUUUCAGUCAUCUGGAACGAGUGGUUUUUGUUUCUGGGCAAGGGUCCAAGGCACGUCAUUGUUCAAUGAAAUCAUUAGCUAAGAGAAGCAACUAAGUUGCAACAGGCAAGAAAAACAUGAGAGAUGCUUGCCCACCCACAUGCUAGAAUUCAUGUCAUAUGAUUGAAGUGCAGAAAACUGGAUAAUGAAAUUGUUAUUUGAUGCAGCCAAAUUUUAACACAGACUUUCUGUAAGUACAGAUUAUAUUUCACAGUCUCACUUCUUCUACCUUUAUUCAUGUUCAGUUUUAUGAGGUUACCUUCAGUUGGUUCUGUUUAAUUCUCUACUUCCUGCUGUGAUGUCUCUAAUUUAUUUUUGGAAUCUUAAGAUUAAUCGAUAUUUGUCUUGUGUAUUAGAACUUGGAAUAAAUAUUGUUUUUAAUAAUUAUUUAAAUAGAGCUAGUCAAAGUCACCAAGAAUGCCGUUGAGCAAGGUGGAAUAUUAUCACUUUGGCAAGGACUGGGACCAACACUUCUGAGGGAUGUUCCAUUUUCAGGUACUCAUUAACGUAGUGUACUAUCAGUAGAAACACAUUCUGUUUGGUAGCACAAUUAAAUCAGAAGUGAUAGAGGAAUAGAAGCACAGGCUCACAACUCUGCUGAUUUGUGACUUGCAUCACAGACAUUCAUAAAGUUCUGAAAGUAACAACCCCUUGAAUGCAACGACACUUCGAAAGUAGUCAGUGGUAAAAUUUCACACCAGGUGUUUCCAAAUGCCAAAAGUAGCAACUCUCCAUAAAUAAUGACCCUCCAAAAGUAGCGAUCUCAAAAGUAAUUUCCCUUUUUGCUAGAAAUAACAGAAAGUAUAGAUAGAGCCUUUACCAAACUAAUCCGAGGUUAAUUUUAAUGGUUAUAAUGAUCACAUUCCUUUAUGUAACCUACAUACAUACAUACAUACUAACUUUAUUCAAGAUGUAAACAAGCUUAUUUACAGGAAAAACAUUAAAAGGCAUCUUGAAAAGGGAGUUGAAAGGUUAGCCCUACAUUAGAACUCCCAAACAGAAAUAGAAAAUGCUAAAUAAAAAAUCAAAUACAAUUCAAGUAUCCAAACAUCAAGGCCUUCAUUAAAGCACGGUUCUAGUUUAAAAUUUAUUCAAUAGAUAAUGAAGGCUUUCAGCAUCUACUAUGUCUCUUGAUAAAUCGUUCAAUUUUGAAACUAUUCUAAUAAAAAAGAAUGUUUGUAACAAUCAAGUCUUGCUCUUUUAACAUACAAUAUUUGAAAGGGUGAUUCGCUCUUGUUGACCCAACUUUUGAGAAUUCGAGCUUAUAGCACUCAAUUAAAGAUGAAUCAUUUCUACGGUCAGAUAGUGUGGGCCAUUUCAACAAUUUACAAUGAUCAACAUAAGGCAUUUCUCCCUUGUGUUGAUUAAGUGCUAAUCUAGAUGCCCUUCCAAAGGUACAUUACCAUUUUUUUUUUUUCAAAAAGUCUUCCUUUCAUCUGUGAAUACCCAUACCUUUAAUCAAACAAUUCGUUUGAGUUUUUAUUUAAAAAGCAAUAUGAAAUAAGUUUCUCCAAAUAAAAAGUGUGGCUGUUUUCACAUUUGUCAUGAUUUUAUUACCAUACCGGUUACUUCGUACAGCCCAUGUACGGUGCAUGUUUUAGCUACCUGAAAGCAGCCACCUCCCAAACAUAGUGAUCCUUCAAAAGUAGCGAUAGGAAAAGGCUGCUAAAUCCAAAAGUAAUGAGGUUCGUUUCUUUCGGAACUUUACGGUAGCUGUUAGAACUAUGAUUGUAUCCUUAGCACAACAUCAAUAGCUGCUAUGUUUAGGGUGUCUAUAAAUGUUGUUGUAGGCCUUUCUUAAUGUCUUCUAGUGUCUAGCGUCCAGAGCCAUUCCUUUGCUGUGCCAUAUAACUGCAUUCUCAGUCCCCUUACCCUCUCAGAUUGAGAUAUCUUAGCUAGGUAGAUGUAUCAUGUUUAAACAAUGAAUAUUUAAUAGUACUGUCAUUAGCAUUUUCAAGUGUGUGCUGUGAAGCUUCUUGUUUAUGGAUACAUUUGCUUGGUAUGUCUCAGCCUUGUACGGGAGGUUAGGUUCAGUUAUUAUCUAGAAUGUCUGCUUUUUCAGACUUUUUUGGGCCCUGCUUUUCCUUACCUGCCUUGUGUGUCAGUGCCAUCCAUACUCUCCCUUUCCUGGUGACAAAGUAAAACUCCUCACUCUGGAGGUGACCAUCCAGGAAUGUGAAGUUUGACACUUUUUUUGGUAUGAUUCCAUUUGAUAAUGUGAUGGCUAUGAUGUGAUUUUAUGGUUGGAGAUUAUGCACUCUGUCCCCUUGGCUUCAGUCUAAGUCCAAUGUCAUUUGCCUCCUUCUCCAGUUUAUCAACUUUGGUGCCUGGGGCUCUCUCCACCUCUUGUAAUGUCAAGUUGACGUACAUUACAGCUCACCUGACUUCCUUGACGAGUCUUUCAGGUGUUAGUGUGUGAGCACUGGGAAAACUUCUCAGUAUGAAAGCUAUUUUGGUUAGGCCUCAAACGCUGUUCAAGAGAAGGUUUCCCUCAGUUCAAAAUAAUAAUUAACUCAUGAAUAAACUUAUUUUAUUCAUGAGUUAACUUUGGACCUCAAAGAGUAGGAUUCCGCUUUCCCUCUCUGAGUAACGUAGUACAAUAUUCAAGAACUCUGCUAUCGAGGUGACAUCUUUUGAUGACUUUGGGAGAGCUGUGGUUGGUGGUCUGGUGCUUCUGCCUUCGCUCAAUUUGCAGUUCACAACUUAAUAAUGUUCUGAUAGCGUAAACGCAUCAUCAUUAUUUUUAUUUCAACGUCUUCAUAAAACAUUGGCAGAGGUGACUGGUUGUCAAUAUUGAUAGAACGACUGACCUAAGUAGUUUGCUUAAGGUGUUUCCGCGAUACAUUCAAAUCGCAGCUGAGAGUGCAAGUAGUCCACUUCCGGUUGAUGUGCGUCGCUAAAAAACGUCACUGCUUAAACUCCCUAAUCCUUCAAGUGAUUGUUCUUCCUGUUGACUCUGAAUCCUCCUCUUUAUUCUGUGUAGUAUGUUGCGACUUAGCAGAAAGUUAUCCAUUUUCUAUUACUUGCCUGUGUUACUUGUAAUCAACUAAGCAAGAAAACAAUAAUGCUACUUGAUGAAGUGAGUUCCCAUCUUCCAUUAGUUCAUACAAAAUAAUAAAUGGAUUGUGGACCAACUGGAAUUAAUUCAACUACUGACCGAUUAUUGUUGGAUGUGUUUUUCAGCUGUGUACUGGGGAGGCUAUGAGUUUCUUAAGUCUAAAUCCUCUGAUUCUGGAUUGAUGAUAAAUUUUUUAUCUGGAGCCACUUCAGGAGCUGUGAGUGCAGUAUAGUCAUAUCAGUUACUUAAGUCAAUCCCCUAUUCAGCCUUUACCUUGGUCAGGGGGCUAAGGGGGUGGGAGUGAACAGGUUGACUGUUUAACAGAGUUGAAGACAACAGAAGUAUUAAGUGCAAUGACUUGAAAAUGUGACCAUGAAUGCAUAUUUAUUAGUCCUAUAUUUAUGCCUAAAAAAUAGGAGGGAGGGGGAGGGGAAGGGGAAUGGAUCACUUAGUUGUUUGACUUUUGAGGGGAGGGGCUGCUCAUUUUAAAUAUAAACACGGGAUAGGAGUAGCUAAUACACUUAUGCCGGAAAACAAGUGUAGUAAAAAUAUAAACUUUUCUAAAUAUUAAACUACCGUAUCACGCAGUCGACAGCCCAAUGAACCCGCGUUAUAGGGAUCUUGUUGAGGAAGAUUUGCAAUAUUUGCUGCAAGUGACUUCUUAAUACAUGUUUGAUUGCAUUUUUGUUAGUUCAUAGCAGUCCAAGAAUAAUAACAAGUAAUCUGUGCAUUGACUCAAAGGUUCCUGGAUGUAGAAAGGUGGUGUUAUGAUAUGCAGGUGCUCAGCAAUUAUAUUUUGUACUUUUUUUCCAGAUCGCAGCGUUACUAACUACUCCUUUUGAUGUAGUGAAGACGCAUCGUCAAAUGGAGCUGGGUGAACUUGUAUUCAGUAAGCUUAAACUAUACAUGUGUAUCGUUGCUACUUACUCUAUUUAUGAACACUUUGCUGUCCAAAAAAUGAUUAUCAUAAACUUCCGCUAAGGUUACUAUAUUUUAAGCUUCCUUUCCAAAAGUCAGCAUUUAAUAAAAGAUUUUGGUAUUUGUAGUCAAGUGACUUCAUUUUGUAAAUGUCCUGUUAGGAAGGGCACGAUGAUACUGUGUUUACUGGGAUGCAAUUAUUCAAACAUUAGCUGGCUUUUCUUUAUGAUGCUUCACGUUUUCGAGAUAAUUCUAAUUUAGGAAAAAGUGUCAUUACAUCUGCCAAACAACUGAGCAUUACUAAACUGAAUUGUUUAAACAGGUGAUCCAAAAGCCGCCAAGAAACUUUCCUUUACGUUCUCCAUAAUGUCUGAGCUGUACAGAGAAAGUGGCUGGAGGAGUCUGUUUGCUGGUAAGGACCAUAACGAGAGCUACAGUAACACCAUAAAACCUAGCCUCCAUAACAGACCCGAUAUGAGAUUAUCAUAGUAGAACACAUCGCGUAAGGUCAAAGUGUGUCGUAAGGUACAAGCAUUUUCUCGUUGCUUGAUGUUCUGCUCUUGGUUGACUGAGUUUGAAACUCCCGCAAGUACUAAUAUAUCCAGAACUCUGCUUAUCUCAGUUACGAGGUUUCAGAUUUUGCGCUCAACAGUCCUGGUCAUUGAACCGCUUAAGUUCACUUAUAUUCACUACAUCCGAUAUGAGGUUUUCAAACAGCUCAUCUUUUAUUAUAUUAAUUUUGGUUACGACUGCAUGGGCCGAUCAAGUCAAACGAACCAAUGUUUUUGUUAUGUUAGCGUCAGUACCUGUAAAAAUAUUUCUGACCACACACGCAUUCAGUUAGCAAUCAUUUGUAACGAGCGCGGCAGGCGUUUACUAGAGUGCUUUUGUUAACUUUAUCAGACCUCUGAUUUCAACUCCUAAGCUCAUACUAUGCCGCCUGUUUAAAAACUGGGCACUGCAUGUAACUACAUGUCACGAAAGACAAUAGCAUUCUGGGCGAUCUUCCUCUCGCUUCAUGUUUGACAAUGUAAAAAACGUUUGCUUUUAGCAGGAUGUCACAUACUGCUUAGAAGCAAGUGUUGGGCUAAAAAUUUAUCACUAUUAUAAUUUAAUGAUAAAUGUUUGGCCCAGCUCAACAGCAGAACGCUAGCGUUUUUUGCAGAAAAACGAAACUUAGUGUACUUUAGAAACAAGAAAGUUGUUUCUGCAAUGUUUCUUAUAAUGAGUUCCUUUAUUUGCAUUCCAUGGUUUUCUAAAGUGCGUUCUGAACCACAAUUUUUGGGUUUGAUUGGUUGACCAUUUCCUAGAUAUGGGUUGCCGCACUUGCUUGUGUCCACUUGUGUCCGAGCGUCGCUAAAAACAGUUCAUUGUAUUAUUUUUUCAGGAGUGACAGCACGGAUAAUAAAAGUUGCCCCAGCUUGUGCAAUUAUGAUCAGCACAUAUGAAUUUUCCAAGUCUUUCUUCCGCCAGUACAACAUGGAGAACAUAGCUUCCGUAACAACUUCUGACCUAACAUAACGGUCUGCAAAGUUAGUACCGCAUCGGCAAACAACUGCCACGUGGCUUACAAAGAUAGAGCAGCUUGGUGAAGAUAGUCUGGACUCGUAGACGUCUUUGAUCACCACAGUUGGUCUUGUUACAGCAGCUAACUCAUAAAGGAUCACAUUUAAAACACCCAAAGUCAUACAUCAUGAUCGACUGGUCUUGAGCUGCAGCAACUGAAGUUUGUUACCCCACUUUUUAUAAGCAGUCGUUUUGUACACUGCAUGUAUGUACCGCAAACUGAAAUUGAUUAAUCUAGAGUGCAUUCGUUUGGGCUGAUCAAGUCAGGAUUUAUGACGGAUCCAAAUCACUUGAAUCCUCCGGCAUCAAAGGAACCGAUGAAUGGUCCAUUAGGACCACAGUCAGCAUAAUGUAUUUCCGCAAGAUGUAUCUGACCUCCUCGGUCGUAUGUCCUUUUUAGAAAUAAAAGUCGUUUCCAGGCCUACAUUGUGUACUUUUAAGAAAAAAGACGCUGUGGAAGCGUAUAUAUGGGCGUCGUUGUACGAAGAGUAUGAGAAGUUUUUAAGUACAUUAGGGGUGUGUGAGUAGUGCAGUAGCGUUGCAUAUUUUAUGGGUUGCUUGGGAUAUGUGAAGU